Molecule: messenger RNA, 625 nt
Organism: Zea mays
Lineage: Eukaryota; Viridiplantae; Streptophyta; Magnoliopsida; Poales; Poaceae
Exons: 5
Coding region: 1-402 (133 amino acids)
Source: RefSeq, a predicted model, not a curated record
AUGGCGCCGCCGUGGGGGAAACCUCUGCGCCACUGCGCUCGGAUUGAAGGCGAGCACGAGGAGCAGCAGGGAGAGGGCGGUGGUGGCUGUGAUGGCAGCAGCAGCAGUCCCAAGCAGGCAGUCAACCCUGGGGAAGAGGAGAUGGUGGAAUCUGGUCCUGUGACAGCGACGCCCAAUGCUGCUUGUGGAUUCCAAGAAAGCUAUGGUGUGGUGGAGGUGGAGCUCGUCUUGCCUAACAGCCCCUUCGUGUCCCCCACCAAGGAGGAGGCCUCAUACGCUGAUGCUGUCACCGCUGCAGCCGCCCCGUUGCACCCACGUCUUCCACCACCCUCGACCUGCCCCUACAGCUCCUACUUUCAGGUGCCCAGGUUUUCUCCUGGGCAUGAAGCCAUUGGGCUGUGAUGUGUGAGGUGCACAGAGCAAAAAAAGGGGGAGGGGGCCCUCCAUUCCUCUAAUAUGGGAGUAAGUGUCAACAAGAGCCCUCCUUGUGCCUGUCUUUCUGAUAGUGUUGUAACCAUUAAUAAUAAGCUAGCUGCUGCUCCCAUGACCAUGAUGCAUGUAUAUGCCAGCAUAGAUCCUGAAUCAUGAUGGUCAUAAUCUGUGUGUUGACGGGCUGUUGUGCGCA